Magnolia sinica is the source of this 1681-nucleotide messenger RNA. RefSeq lists its product as uncharacterized. The record is from RefSeq and is a predicted model, not a curated record. The coding region runs from base 175 to 1473 and encodes 432 amino acids. The transcript has 2 exons. Lineage: Eukaryota; Viridiplantae; Streptophyta; Magnoliopsida; Magnoliales; Magnoliaceae.
UUCUCUCUCUAUCUUUCUUUCUCUAUCUCUCUCUGUGUCUGUCUGUUUGUCUGUAGCUUUAUCUGGUGUCUGUUCAUGCUUGCUGCUGUAACUAUUGUUGGGGUCUUGAGUUUUGGAAUCUGGGUGUUGUGAAUCCAUCUGUAGUUUGUAAGGUGAUUCCCUCUGGUUCUGAUAAUGGAUUCCCACCGCCCAUUCUCGCAGUCCUUUACAAACUCAUCCGUUGUUGCUGAGUCAGAAACGCCAAGGUCAGAAUUCUCUAACAGUUUCUCUUCCAGAAUGCGUGUCCAUCAGAAGGAACCAGUGGAUGAAAAUUCAGAUGGUUUCAUCGGCAUUCUCGAGAUUUUCAUACAUCAAGCUCGAGAUAUCCACAACAUCUGCAUUUAUCAUAAGCAAGAUGUUUAUGCCAAGCUUUGCCUCACAAGUGAUCCGGAAGUCACUGUCUCAACCCAAAUCGUCAAUGGGGGUGGGAAGAAUCCCGUCUUCAAUGAGAACCUUAGGCUCAAUGUCCGAACGAUUGAGUCAUCGCUCAAAUGCGAGGUAUGGAUGCUGAGUAGGGUGAAAAACUAUCUUGAAGAUCAGUUGCUUGGGUUUGCGUUGGUGCCUUUAUCCGAUGUGCUUGUCGGGAACGGGAAAUUGGUGCAAGAAUUCUCAUUGUCUUCGACUGAUCUUUUCCAUUCCCCAGCGGGUUUCGUCCAAUUGUCCCUUUCCUAUAACGGGUCUUCGCCAGAUGUCUUGGCUAUUUCUGCACCACAGUCUUCGGUGGGCCAGGACACUACCAUACUUGAUUCCGAAGCAGAGAACAGUUCACUCCCGAGCGAAUACACUAAGAUUGAGUUCCCAGAUUUGAAGAUGGUGAAUGAGAAUCAGCUCAUGGUCUCGGAGUAUUUUGAGAUUCAGUGUGCCAAUUUGGAUUCCCAAGGCUCUGAGAGCUUAGCCACUUCGGAUAAUGAUAAUCAGCUGAGUUCGGAAAUUGGAGUCCAUGCUGUGGAAAGCUUCUCGACAGGUAGUCUUGAUUCCGUUGAAGCUUUGAAAAGCGAUACUCCUCCGAGCAGUGUUUCUACAAAUGGAUCUCCGGCUGCUUCCAUUCCUGCAACUUCUCAAUCGGUCUCUGGUCCUUUGGGAGCUUCUAAAUCUCUGAAUGAAGACAAUGUUUCACCUCAGGAGGUAAAGAGCACGGAUGUUGCAGAGGGGGAGGCUGAUUCAUCUAGUGGGCCGCCAAACAACACGUUCGCUCAAUCCGUUCUCAAUAUGAAGGUGGAGCCGGAGCAAUCGGUUGUGCAGCAGGAGAUUAUCGAUAUGUACAUGAAAAGCAUGCAGCAAUUUACAGAAUCAUUGGCAAAAAUGAAGCUUCCAAUGGACAUUGAGAACGGCAAUACCAAUUCAGAGAAUGGAAAGUCGAGUUCUGAUCAGAAAUUACAGGCAUCGAAGGGCACUGGCUCGAGAGUGUUUUAUGGAAGUAGAGCUUUCUUCUGAACUUCUUUUGGCUAUUUUGGAGGGACAUAUACAGGUGACUCUAGAGUUAGCACUGAUAGUAUAGUAAGGGAGUGUUUUGUUUCGUGUCUUGAAUAACUUCAGAGGAUAGAGGCAACACGACUUGUACGUGUUACAAGCUUUGUGCUAUCAGAACUGUGAUAUGUAUGCGAUUAUCUUAUCUUUUUUAUCCUAUGUUUUGUUUUCAAUC